ACCCAAAGUUAAAGCAGAUGUUGAGAGAUACGGGGAGAGAGACCACGUUUCUACAUCAACUAUUCUUUCCUUUGUAAUUUUGUGUAGAAUAUUAAGAAAUAUCGAAACAAUUGCUUGAUUAUUACCAAUUCAGCACCAUGGGGAAAAAGAAGACAGCAGAUCCAGUCGGUCAGAUGGCAGGGAGAGACAACUUUCAGAGGAUGAAUUUUCUCUACCAGAUGGCGCACACAGUGAUGUCCACAAACCCAAACAACGUCCAGCUGGCCAGAUUCUACACCAGUACACUCAAAAAGGUCUCCAAAACCAGUGUACAGAGACAGGACCCCAGUGUUAAGAGGACCAUCUGUAAGAGAUGUGAUUCUCUGCUUAUUCCUGGAGUUACAGCUACUGUCAGAAUAAGAGCAAAGCGUGAGAAACACGUGGUAGUGACGUGCCUGGAGUGCCGUAUGGUGAGACGAUUUCUGGCGAGGAAGGACUACCAGCUCUGGACAGACCUGCCAACGUCACUGGCACCUCAACGGAAAUCAGCAACUAACAAAAAGGAGGACUCAGAAACUAGAGGUUCUACUGCUGACAAAAAGAAACAUCCUCCUGAAAGUACAAGUACAUGUGCUGAAGGAAAAAUAGACUGAUAAAAACAAUUUUGCACUUUGUGAUAUUGAUAGGUCCUAUGUUAAUAUUGAGAAUUGCCAUAUUAAUGUGCUCAUCAGCUUUUAUUUCCAGAAACCUUAAUUGGCAAAUGAUAAAAUAUUGUAACUUAUUGUAACAUAUUUUUUCUCUAAAUUUUGAUACAAUAUCAUACACAUUGUAAAACCAAAAGCCAGAAGUUGACACUGUAAUUUCAGUUAUAGUACAGCUACAGUCUAUGUCCAGCCUUCUUUUGAUAUUACCAAUUAAAUAGAGAAAGUAGUACAGUGAUUGAAUAAACAAUUACAAACAG
Branchiostoma belcheri (Belcher's lancelet) is the source of this 940-nucleotide messenger RNA. Its product is annotated as ribonuclease P protein subunit p21-like. Gene Ontology annotation, biological process: tRNA 5'-leader removal. Lineage: Eukaryota; Metazoa; Chordata; Leptocardii; Amphioxiformes; Branchiostomatidae. The transcript has 4 exons. Gene Ontology annotation, cellular component: nucleolar ribonuclease P complex. The record is from RefSeq and is a predicted model, not a curated record. The coding region runs from base 138 to 632 and encodes 164 amino acids.